Molecule: messenger RNA, 1385 nt
Organism: Caenorhabditis auriculariae
Lineage: Eukaryota; Metazoa; Nematoda; Chromadorea; Rhabditida; Rhabditidae
Source: the annotation of a GenBank genome assembly
AUGAGUCGUGUGGGGCUGCAAGAGAUCAGAAAAUGCUCAAUCGCGCGAAACAGUCCUUCCAUCACAUCUACUUUAAGAAAAGCGCCAAAUCCAUUAAAGGUAUUUAUCCUGAUUUUUUUUUCUCAAUUUAUUAUUUUGCAGGUCAAUAUAGACGAUAUAAAAUCUCUCAUCGAUUCUCCUCUAAUCGGGCCAAAGGAUAAGGAAAAUGUUGAAACUCAGACAGAUGAUACGACGGUAUCUAAAAAACUUGAAAGUGUUUUUGUUCGAAAAAGAUAGUUUAGCAUGUUUGUUCAUCAGUGCAGACUGAAGUAACAAUCAGCGAAACAGACCCAGAUAUUAGUGCAGAGGUUUGAUUUCCUCUUUUUUUCAACCAAUUUACGUUUUUUGUUUGUUGAAGGAUUUAACGUCCGAAGAACCGACGGUCAACUACUGGCGCGCUCUUGCAAAUCGUCUAGAAGAAGACAUUGACGAAAUUUCGGAGAAAAGUUUUCAGGUACGUCAAUUUUGCUUAUUGCAUUGAGGAGGACUUUUUUCAUCCAUUGUUAGACUAAUUCAGAACUUUUCUUCGAUAAUUGACGUGAAAAAUAUUUCGGUCAACGGUUGCUGAAAAAUUAUUUAUAAAUCGAAAAGCUACCGAAAAUAGUUCGCACAAGAGAAUCACAUUAGGCGCUCGCGCCGGUCGAAAUGUGCUCCAAGAAAAGUCUAAAAGGGGAAUUUUGCGUGCUAAAUGGUAGCCAAAUGUUUUUGUUAACCGUUUUUCUCCGCAGUGAUUCGUGUAAUGAACAAACUUCUUAAAAGAUUUUUGGAGAUGCUAAAAAGCGCGAAUCUUGCACUGCAGAGACUACCCUUAAAAAAAAAAAACGAAAAAUGAGCCUGAGAAAAGGUAAUGAAACUUUCAAUGCUUUUUAAAACAACCAGUAACGUCUUUCGAAAGAUUUAUGAAAGGUCGAGAACAUUCUAAUAGAUCCGUUGCAAAAAAAAAGUUAAAAAUUCACUUUGCGUUUUGACUUUGCACGUUGGUGAAAUCUUUAUUUUCGACAAUCUCUCAUCUAUAGAUUUUACGCUCCCGUGAGAAUGCGUACAAUUAGAAGAAAAUAAAAAUGAAGCGUCGAAAAUAAGUUUUUAGCUUUAGUGGUACUCACUGUAUUUUUUUUUUUUCCUUUUUUUCAGUAAUGGUAGCACUUUUUUUCUUUGUGCCCAUAUUAUGCUAUUCAAAUGAAAUUCUGCAGUUAUCCGCUCAACUCGGCGAUUCGAUGGAAGAGAUACGAGAAGUGGAAAGUCAGCUGGAAACUUUGAGGGAAGUUUUGCAAGACUUGGAGACGCAAAGCCGAGAAACAGAGGGAAACGAUGAAGAUGAUGAAGCCUCGGAAGCGGCUGAAAAAUGA